AUGGAGCAUAGAAACGAGUAUGAAGUUGUAAUUCCCCUGAGCUCACUGAUGCUCCCUGAUCUCAAGUUGAAGAACUUAUCCACUCAGCUGAGAAUUCAGUGGGCUGAAAGCAACGUGGACAUCCUACUUGAGCCUCAGGACGGCAUUGAAGAUGCAGGAGAGUUACUCGAAUUUGUGAACAAGAGGGCCUGGAUAGAAGAUGGUGUUCAAGAUGCACUGAAGAAACCAGGCAGCUCUCUGCAUCUUUAUGAUACAAGUGAUGAUACUGGUGAAAGUCAAUCAGAUGCUUCUCAAUUGAGUGAUUCGGGUGAAGAACCUACACCGACCAAAACACUUUAUCUUUUGAUGGAACUUUGCAAAAGUACUUUAGCUGACGAGUUGGCAGCAAACAGAAAAUUUUCUGGUACUGAAAUCAGUCAGAUUUUCAGAGCUACAGCUGAAGGACUGGCCUAUAUCCAUUCCAAAAACCUGGUUCAUGCUGACAUAUCAACUGACAACAUAUUCUUUGAUUUCCAAGGGGUGGCAAAAAUUGGGGAUUUUGGACUUGCUAUUGAGGAUGAUGGGAUUAGCCGGGCAAUUGGAGGAAAAUUCAAAUAUCUUCCUCCAGAACUGAAGAGUAAAACAAUGGGGAAAGUGGUUAAGAAGGGGAUACUGACCAAAGCCUUCGAUGUCUAUGCUUUGGCAGUAGUAAUGGUAGAAUUAGUUUAUUCUGUGACCUCAGAUAUGGAGCUGUCUAAACUCUUUGAAACCGUGGCAGAAAAUGGACUCUUUCCCCAACAAACAAACAUGGCUGUUGGUGAAUUUGAUGUUGUACGUCUCAUGUUGAGUUCUAAUCCUUCAGAUCGUCCCCCUGCUGAAGAAAUUCUUAACAUGAUUCAUGUUGGAGAAGCUGCACCAGCUUCUUCUCUGUCAAUAAAAACUGAAACAUUUAUCCAGGGUGAGGGUGAAAGGGGAUUCUGGUCAGGUUUUCCAGAAGAUUUGAUAUUUCAGAUCCUGUAUAGGUUGCCAAUAAAUGAUUUAUUUGCACUGAAACUUGUGUGCAAAGAGUGGAACUUUGUGAUAUCCAGGCUCUGUAUUCCCAGGCUAUGCCCACCCUACCCUUGUGCUCCUUUGUGGGGUUUACUCUGUUUCAAGGAUCCCCUUUCUCCUCCCGAUUCCGAAGAAGUUAGGGAUGAACAUCUUAAGGAUCCUAGUAGUGAGGACAAACUCUUGAAAUUUUACUUCAGACUUCUCUACCAAUAUACUUUAGGCACCAAAAUAUUUCCUCUUAGGUUUUUGGCAGGCACGAUUGAGGAUCACUUUUUGCCUCUCCUUCCACCGGAGGAUGGGUGUGAUGCUUCUGAUAUUCGUGACUGUUGCAAUGGUCUCUUACUCUUAGCCUCCUCCACAAACAGAUAUUAUGUGGCCAACCCUGUCACAAAACAGCGUCUUUUAGUCCCUAGAAACUCCCAUCGCCACGAUAACACCAACAUUAAAUCCACUCAUUCCUCAUUGGUUUUUGAUCCUUCCUUUUCCCUUGGGUUUAAGAUUGUCAGGUGCGUUCGCCCCGCUGAACACUCCACAGUUACUCAUCCCAUGGAAUUGGACAUUUUUAGUUCUGAUACUGGACAAUGGUCCAGCCAUGUUCUCCCGCUUGAGCCUCAUGGUCUUUACGGUUUCGAGUGGCUUCGCCGUUCUGUUUACUUCAAUGGGGCUCUCUAUUCUCUGUCUUUGGCUAUGUACUUAGUGUGCAUUGACAAGCUGAUCCCGCAGCCCAGCAGGAAUACUAGCAGCAGAAUAAGUAAGGAUGAUAGUUGGUUAGAUCUAGAAGCUUGGGCUAUUGAGCUUCCUGAUAGAGAUCUUAUACCAAGGGAGCUUCUUCCAAACUGUUGCGGGUGCAUUGGGUUCUCCUCAGGGUGUUUUUAUUACUCCAAUCGCGAUGCGCAAGGUUCAUCCAUGUUUGUGUGGAUGCUUGUCUCUAAAGGGAAAAAUUCUGAAUGGGUUCUGAUCCACACCAUAAGCAUUGCAGAUGACCUGGUCUUGACCCUCCUACCUGGUCCUAAUCGUGUAAAGUAUUGGAAAAAAUUUGAUUGCUUUAGGCCUCGUGCAUUUUUACCAAAGGAUGAUGCUAUGGUUAUUGCAGCUCCGGAACUGAUCAUCUCCUACCACUUAAAGACCAAACUGGUUAACGAGCUUUGGUUACCCCCCAACCCGUGGCACUGUAACAGGAAAACUUUACAAUUGGAUGGAAAUUGGAUCUUUCCCUUCUCACCAUGCCUACUGCUGCUCGAUACCAUUGCUGCUACUAAAUAAUUGUGCUGCUCCUGUUGUAAGUUCACUUUUCUCAAAUGCUUGAACAAAGGUUGCAUCUUUAUGUAAUGAAAUACCUUAUUCCUUUACAGAGAAGAUUUUCAUAUUUGUAUGAAUGGCUGAUAAAUUGGUUGAUAACUGUGCUACUGUCAGGAUUAUUUUUUCCUUUCGCUGCCUUCAUCUUGUGCCAAUAUUACCCUUAGAGAGGAACUCCGUAUUUCGAAUUUUCUCUGGGCUGUUUUCCUUAUUAUGCUCUGUUAAUUAUAUGCAACUUAAAGUUCUAAUUGCUAAUCAUCUCUAGCAUAGGAGACGAGUUUAGUGAUACCUAAUUUAUGCGGAGUGUAGAAGAAUGGCGUUAUGCAGAAUGGCCUUUCAGCUCUCCUUAUGCUUGGAAAUCGAUUUCUUGCUCAGUCAGUGCUUUGUAUUUUGUUUUCUGUGGCAGAAAAUCAAUUCUAGGUAUUAUUCGUCUUUCAGUUUUGAUUGAUCAGCGGUUUUGAUCUUUUUUAAGAUACUAGGUUAUGCUAAUUCAAGGUAUUUAAAUUAUGAUCUUUUUUAAGAUACAAGUUACACCUGGUCUCCUUGAUGUUGCUAUCUUGACAUUCAACUGCUGUGAGUUUUUCAUGAAACUUUUUGGAUAUCUUAAAACAACAUUUACGUUACUACCUCCACAAAAGUGCUUUGCUUUGGGAAUUGCCAUACUACUUCCUCUCGUCCUGUUUGAAUUAAUUUGCCAUAUGGAAGUCUGCGUUUUCCUUGGUUGUUCUUCCACAUUCUUUAUGUCCAACAACAAUGCAGGUGUAUGUUUGAAGAGAUUCAGGGGCUGCUUGCGAUGAUGCCCUCAAAUCUGUUCAAGGAUGUUACAUAUUUUCCAUCAAAUUUAAAAGAAGCCAUCAGAUCUUGCCGUACACAAGCAGUUUACUAUUGUAUGGCCAGAUUGCAGCUUUGCCUGAGGUGUGGGAGCAAUCAGUUCAACUCCCUCCCCCCGCUCCAACUACUCCCUCUUUUGGUAGUGAAGAGUUGACUGUUUUAGUCAAAUUGGAGUCAAGUCGGCCUUUAUUUGUUUAUUAAGGGGAUAAGGAUAAUUAACACCCGAGUUAUGUCUUAAAGAGAAGAAUUGUACAGUCUCUAAUUGGUGUCAUCGUUACAAUUUUAAUAUUUUAUACUAGAUGUUAAACCCGCACGAUGUGCGGGGUUUAUACAUAUACAUCUAUUAAAAUAUAUUUUUAAAUUUUAAAUGUGAUUAAUAUAAAUAAAGUAACUGG
Messenger RNA from Oldenlandia corymbosa var. corymbosa, 3551 nucleotides. The record is from the annotation of a GenBank genome assembly. NCBI's taxonomy places the organism in Eukaryota, Viridiplantae, Streptophyta, Magnoliopsida, Gentianales, Rubiaceae.